Messenger RNA from Cornus florida, 1638 nucleotides. RefSeq names its product ubiquitin receptor RAD23c-like. Gene Ontology annotation, biological process: proteasome-mediated ubiquitin-dependent protein catabolic process; nucleotide-excision repair. Lineage: Eukaryota; Viridiplantae; Streptophyta; Magnoliopsida; Cornales; Cornaceae. The record is from RefSeq and is a predicted model, not a curated record. Gene Ontology annotation, cellular component: nucleoplasm; cytosol. Gene Ontology annotation, molecular function: ubiquitin binding; proteasome binding; damaged DNA binding. The transcript is spliced from 12 exons. The coding region runs from base 165 to 1349 and encodes 394 amino acids.
GUCGGCUUUCCGUUCUCACUGUGACUUGUGCUUUGGUUCUCUCUCUCUCUUUCUCUCUCUACCUCAAAUUCGAUAUCUCUGUUGUCUCUAUUUAUUACCGGCGGCGACCGGAGAAUCGGUGACGUCGGAGAUCGGGGACUGUACGGACCAACGGAAGGACAAAGAUGAAGGUUUUCGUCAAGACUCUCAAAGGCACUCACUUCGAGAUCGAAGUGAAACCCGAAGACACUGUUGCUGAUGUGAAGAAAAAUAUAGAAACAGUUCAAGGUCCAGAUGUUUAUCCUGCCACCCAACAGAUGCUUAUCCAUCAGGGGAAAGUUCUGAAGGAUGCAACAACUCUGGAGGAAAAUAAAGUUGCUGAAAAUACUUUUAUUGUCAUUAUGUUAACUAAAAAUAAGGUUGCAUCAAGUGGGUCUUCAACCACAUCAGCUGCGCCUUCAACUCAGGCUCAACCUGCAAGUGCAUUGCCUCCCCCGACAACAGCAUCUCAAGCUCCUGCCUCAACCGUGGUUCCUCCACAAUCAGCCCCAGAAUCUUCUCCAGCCCCAGCUCCAGCUCCAGCUCCGGCUCCAGCUCCGGUCUCUGCUGCUGCUGCUCCUGCUCCUGCUUCUUCAGAAUCAGAUGUCUAUGGCCAAGCAGCAUCAAAUCUUGUUGCUGGAAAUAACUUAGAGUCUACCAUUCAACAAAUUCUUGAUAUGGGUGGAGGGAGUUGGGAUAGGGAUACAGUUGUCCGUGCUCUGCGUGCUGCGUAUAACAACCCUGAGAGAGCUGUUGAAUACCUAUAUUCUGGUAUUCCUCAGCAAGCUGAAGUUCCACCUGCAACCCAAGCUCCUGCAAGUGGGCAGGCCGUAAAUCCUCCUGUCCAGGCUCCACAACCAGCAGUUCCUUCCAGUGGGCCCAAUGCAAAUCCUUUAGACCUCUUUCCACAGGGCCUUCCAAAUGUAGGUUCAAACACAAGUGCAGGCACCUUGGAUUUCCUACGCAACAGUCAACAGUUUCAAGCUUUGCGAGCUAUGGUGCAAGCCAACCCUCAAAUCUUGCAGCAUAUGCUUCAGGAGUUGGGAAAACAAAAUCCAAACCUGAUGCGGCUCAUUCAAGAGCACCAGGCCGACUUUCUGCGCUUGAUCAAUGAACCUGUUGAAGGGGGGGAGGGGAAUGUGCUGGGACAAUUGGCUGGAGCAAUGCCACAGGCUGUGACCGUCACACCUGAAGAGCGUGAGGCAAUUGAGCGUCUUGAAGCAAUGGGUUUUGAUCGAGCUUUAGUGUUGGAAGUUUUUUUUGCGUGCAACAAGAAUGAGGAGCUGGCUGCAAACUAUCUUUUAGAUCACAUGCACGAGUUUGAUGAGUGAUGCAGGUUGAAAUACGAAGUGUUCUUUCCUGUUUCUUAUCAAUUUCUACUUCUAAAGUGUUCUGACUCUAUCUGGUAUGGUGGUCAAAUUUAAUUUCAUUAUUAAGUGUCUCAAGGUGUUUCAACUUUUAAGGCUUAGUUAUUAAAAUUAUCUGAAUCACAACUUUUAAGAUGUUCAUGGCCUCUUCCUAUCCUCGGACCUUACAGCAUUUUUCUCAUUUUUCUUGUUUUGGAGGUACGUGUAAAUUUGUGAUGGACUAUGAUAUAUGUCCUUUCCGUUCCCUGUUUUA